AUGGCAGUACGUAACGAGGAGAAAGUCUGGCGACAGGCACACAUUACCGUUCCUUCUGAGUUAGAGUGUGUUUGGGUGACAGCCAGACCGAAACGCCUGCCAAGAGGGGUGUCCAAAGUUGUAGUGGGUGCCGUCUACAACCCGCCAUCUUCACCUCAUCAGGACCUGCUUUUAGACCACCUCGUCUCUGUUACAGACGACAUCAGGACACGUAACCCAGAGGCUGGAAUAAUUCUGUUGGGAGACUUCAACCACCUGGACAUAAGUCAACUCUGCAAUGGAAACAACCUGUCCCAGGUCAUCAAAGAACCAACGAGAGGACAGGCUAUGCUGGACCUGAUUAUUACCAAUCUUGACAAACACUACAAAACACCUCAAAUACUCGGUCCACUGGGGUUGAGCGAUCAUAACACCGUUCUGUGGGAACCACAGACGACAAGGAAAGAGAACUUUACCAAGCGCAAAACAUUGAGGCCUAUCCGUGACUCUGACCGCCGGGCCUUCGGCCAGUGGAUAUGUUCUCAAACCUGGGACGACGUGUACGCCUCCCAAACCUGUGCCAGCAAGGCCGCGACCUUCUACACAACCAUGGAAGACGCCAUAAACAAGUUCUUCCCAAAUAAACAGAUAGCAAUGCACAAUAAGGACAAACCUUGGUUGAAACCGGAUAUCAAAGAUAUGAUUCGUAGACGACAGAAGGCAUUCUCAGAAAAGAAGACUGCCCUGUGGAGGUAUCUGCGGAACAAAGUAAACAGAGAAGUUAAGAAAGCCCGCAGGUCUUUCUACCGGGAUAGAGUCCAAAACCUUAAAGUGGAAAACCCUGCGAAUUGGUACAAAGAAAUAAAGACCAUGUUGAACAUACAGCAGUCAGAACUUUCACUCAAUAUCCCCGGCCACGACGAAGCAGAUAACGUGUUCAUCUCAAACCACAUCAACAAGAAGUUCGCCGAGGUGGCACAGGGAAGACCACCACUGGACCCAGAACAGUUACCUGCAUACAGACCCGUUCAGUCAGGCCCACCCGAAGUGAGCGUAUGGGAUACCUACAACCGGCUGCGUAGACUGAAAGCUGGUAAGGCGUCUGGUCCAGAUCAGUUGAGUGCAAGGAUUUUGAAAGAAUUCGCAUGUGAAAUAAGCUACCCGGUCACAGACAUCAUGAACGCAUCCUUCAAGGAAGGUUUCGUCCCACAAGCAUGGAAGGAUGCCACAGUUGUACCCCUUGCCCAAGUCACAUCCCCCUUCAGUCGACAAGCUCAGACCAGUCUCUCUUACUUCUCAGCUUGCCAAGGUUGCUGA
This is a messenger RNA of Branchiostoma belcheri (Belcher's lancelet), 1296 nucleotides long. RefSeq lists its product as uncharacterized. Bases 1 to 1296 code for a protein of 431 amino acids. The transcript is spliced from 2 exons. Lineage: Eukaryota; Metazoa; Chordata; Leptocardii; Amphioxiformes; Branchiostomatidae. The record is from RefSeq and is a predicted model, not a curated record.